Penicillium mononematosum is the source of this 723-nucleotide messenger RNA. RefSeq names its product PSME3-interacting protein. The transcript is spliced from 2 exons. Gene Ontology annotation, cellular component: nucleus. NCBI's taxonomy places the organism in Eukaryota, Fungi, Ascomycota, Eurotiomycetes, Eurotiales, Aspergillaceae. The record is from RefSeq and is a predicted model, not a curated record. Bases 1 to 723 code for a protein of 240 amino acids.
AUGUCAUCAGGUUUCGUUUCAGCCGGAACAAACGAGAAGCCGAUCGAGCGGGACGAUGAGUGGCUCAGAGCGCAGCAAGAGCUCGAGGAGGAGCGGAGACGUAAGGCCGAGAUAGGGAAGCAGGAUGACGGCAAAAGUCUCUUUGAGGUGUUGGAGCGGAAUAAAAUGGCCAAACAAGAAGCAUUUGAAGAGAAAUCACGUCUCAGAAACCAAUUUCGCUCCCUCGAUGAAGACGAAGUCGAAUUCCUGGAUUCUGUUCUCGAGUCAACACGCGCCAAGGAGGCGGCUGUGAAGAAGGAGACGGCGGAACAACUUGAAGCCUUCCACCGACGACGCGAAGAGGCGCAGAAAGCACUGCUGGAAUCAACGUCGGAUGCGGCACCAGCGCAAGGACAGGAAUGGACUGCACUGGCUCGCAAGAGGCGGAGUGAUAAACAGAAGAACUCAUUGAUUGCAGGGAAGAAGCGCAAGGCUUCAGUGACCGAGAAGACCGCAGGGAAGGACACACAGAAUGGGGAAGACUCGGAGAAACAGUCUGAAGCUGGCGGUUCAAGUACCAAAAAGCUGGACCAAGGGACUUCUAAGUCCGAUAAAGCCAGACCUUCUUCCACACAGUCCAAGGUAGUGACAGAUACAGAGAAGGGGCAAGUAAAGCCAAAAAGCCCGACAAAGCCAACCCCAGUUUCGCUUGGCUUGGGAGGAUACAGCUCAGAUUCUGAAUGA